Astyanax mexicanus (Mexican tetra) is the source of this 2433-nucleotide messenger RNA. RefSeq lists its product as uncharacterized. Lineage: Eukaryota; Metazoa; Chordata; Actinopteri; Characiformes; Acestrorhamphidae. The transcript is spliced from 6 exons. Bases 143 to 1093 code for a protein of 316 amino acids. The record is from RefSeq and is a predicted model, not a curated record.
UGUUCAGAACUCCGAGUCAGACAUCACUAAUGUAAUUCUCAGGCUUCCGCUACGAACGACUUAGCAAAUAAGACUUUCUGGGUUAUAUUUAGAGUUGACUAAAGAGAAAGGGUCUCAAGAUUAAUUCAGAAUUCAAAUUACAAUGGGAGGAAAUCAUCUUGUCUUUUUGAUGCUUCUUCAGUGGACAGUUAUUGGUGGAGGGAUUUGUGAGCGUAAUGUGGAGGGUGUGUUACACGGUCGAGUGGAGCUCCACGCAUGCCAUAGACCCCAACAAACUGUGAAAAGAAUGGAAUGGACUAAAUAUAAAAGUUCAACACAAACACGUCUAUUAUAUACAUUUAUACAGCCAAGUGACACUUUAUGGUUCUUCAACUCUUCCCAAAAUAUUCAGUUUAAUAAAGAGAAUAUGAGUCUUAUUUUUGUUAAUCUGACAAAAGAAGAUGAAGGUGUUUAUCAGAAUAAAUUAUUGCUUAAUAAUAAUGGUUCGACAGAGUCAUGUAACAUCAUUUUAUCUGUACUAUCUCCUCCGACUGCAUUAAGGAUAGCUGUGUCCAGUACCAACUGCACUCUGACCCUGAGGUGUGAGGUGAGAGGACAGUUUCUGAACCUGCGCUGGUUUUGGAACGACCUCCUGCUGCUGCCAGAUGACCAGAGAAUCAGCAUCAGUGAGAGGAACCUGACUGUGCAUGUGUCUAACCUGAACCGCUCAGACUCGUGCACGUACACCUGUCGGGUUUCAAAUGAAGCUGGGACGUCAGAGGCACAUGUGAACAUCACAGAUAACAGUGCUACACUAUGUCAGGACAACAUACAAGAAGAAGAAGAAGAAAAAGAACAACUUUCUACGAAGUUCCUGUACUUAAGUGGGCUCACACUUGGCACCACCAUGCUUUUGUCCAUCAUUUUAGUUUGCAUUUGCAAAAAUGAGAACGGAUAUAAGGAAUUCAUAUCCUCUCAGGCAGAAACUUCAGAGGUGGAGUUUUUGCCGCACCUUUAUGCAGACUUCAUAAAGCCCAAAGCUCUGCAGCAGGCUGCAGAUGAAGGGGAACUUGCUGAGGACUUUACCAAAGUUUUCUACAGUACUGCAGAAUAAGCUCCGCCCUCAAACUGCAGGGUAAUGGAACCACAGGUCUGAACAGUGGUCUUUUGAGAUGCAUUUUUUUACACUGAAAUGUAUUUGUGUGCACAAUUUCUACUGUAAAUAAAUUAGAUAUUAUUAGUUACUGAGGUACAGAGAUACUGCCAAAAGUUGUCAUUUACAUUUAAAUGUAAACCUCUCAGUUUAGAUACAGUCCAUACUCAUACCUAAUUCAUAAUGCCAAACAGCUUUAAUGACUCUAGGAUAAGUGUGAAUUGAAGUGCUCCUAAAAGAGAUGGCUCUUCAGUUAAUGAUUGAAAACAGCAAGCAAUUCUGAUGUUCAGACACCCAGAGAAAAUUUGUUCCGCCACUUUGGUGAAAAAGAGGAAGAUAUAUAUAUAUAUAUAUAUAUAUAUAUAUAUAUAUAUAUAUAUAUAUAUAUAUAAUAUCUCAGUGGUGUGCCCUUCUAACCCUUCAGAGAAAGGGUGACAAUAGGUGCAUGUAAAUCAUUACAUAAUAUUUAAUCAGGAAACAUAUAUUAUAGUUAUUGUAAACUAUAAGCAUAUAUUUUAUAAAUUAACUAAAAUAAAAAACAGCAACUAAUUCAAAGCAUUAGUCUGCGUUUUUCAGUUGCUAUAGGACUCUUAUCUGACUGACAGCCGUUCUAACCAAUCAAAGCUUUUUAAAAUGGCCCUUCUGCUGAUUUUUUGAUGGGUGUAGUAAUGAGUAUAUUAGCAAAGUUGCAGGACAAUCUAUCCAAUCAGAAUCAUGAUUUUCACUACGGAGGCGGGGCCAAGAACGUCUAAUCCCUUCUCAGCGUUAAGGUGCUAUGCAUUGGUUAAAGUAAAAUGGGGGGAUGUUGCAGAAGGGGUACCCACUAUAUUAACUGCACGCCACUGAUACAUAUUUAAAUAUUACAGUGCAAUGCCAGAUGUCUUGCUGCAUGGCACUAGAAUUAUGCCCUAUGACUUCUGUCAUGUUACAUGGAAGAUCUUAUCUUAUAUAACUAUCAUACUAUGGCUCAGAUUCUUACUCUUGUCAAUUUUUUUUUCAGCCUUAAAGAACUAACUGUUCACUUACUGUGUAAUAUAUUCCACCCCUGUGACAGGUACCAUUAUAGUAUAAUUUAUAGGUAUAUGUUUGAGUUAAAUGAUACUUGAUAAUCAUAAGUUUUAAGAUUUUAGAAAUCAAAAUUUGGUGGAAUAACUGUUUUUUAAUCAGUUUUCAUCCAUCUUGGCAUUUUCUCCUCCACCAGUCUUUCACACUGCUUUUGGACAACUUUAUGCCGCUCCUGUAGCCAGCUGUAUCUAUUUCUAAUAAGCUUUCAUUGCAAUUAAACUUGUGAUUAACCCCAA